Molecule: messenger RNA, 1499 nt
Organism: Echinops telfairi (small Madagascar hedgehog)
Lineage: Eukaryota; Metazoa; Chordata; Mammalia; Afrosoricida; Tenrecidae
Gene: PSMC3
Product: proteasome 26S subunit, ATPase 3
Exons: 12
Coding region: 158-1468 (436 amino acids)
Biological process (GO): proteasome-mediated ubiquitin-dependent protein catabolic process
Cellular component (GO): proteasome regulatory particle, base subcomplex
Molecular function (GO): proteasome-activating activity; ATP hydrolysis activity; ATP binding
Source: RefSeq, a predicted model, not a curated record
GCCGCAGAUUCGCCUCGGUGCCCGCCGCAGUCUUCGGCGUUGGACUAGCAGGUCCUUGCUACUGGAGAGGAGCAGGCGUUCAGGAAGCGGGCUUUACCCUCGCGCCGCCGCCCCGCUCGGCCCGUUCUUCGGUCGUCUCCUGCGGCAAGUGAAUCUGAUGCCGGAACUCAAGGAUCCAGUGACUCGGCAGGAGAAAAUGGCGACCGUGUGGGACGAGGCCGAGCAAGAUGGAAUCGGGGAGGAGGUGCUCAAAAUGUCCACGGAGGAGAUCAUUCAGCGCACACGGCUGCUGGACAGUGAGAUCAAGAUCAUGAAGAGCGAGGUGCUGCGAGUCACACACGAGCUGCAGGCCAUGAAAGACAAGAUCAAGGAGAACAGUGAGAAGAUCAAAGUGAACAAGACCCUGCCGUACCUGGUCUCCAACGUCAUCGAGCUGCUAGAUGUUGAUCCCAAUGACCAAGAAGAGGAUGGUGCCAAUAUCGACCUGGACUCCCAGAGGAAGGGCAAGUGUGCAGUGAUCAAAACCUCUACCCGGCAGACAUACUUCCUGCCUGUGAUUGGGUUGGUGGAUGCCGAAAAACUGAAGCCCGGAGACCUGGUGGGUGUGAACAAAGACUCCUAUCUAAUCCUGGAGACCCUGCCCACCGAGUAUGACUCAAGAGUGAAGGCCAUGGAGGUGGACGAGCGGCCCACAGAGCAGUACAGUGACAUCGGGGGGCUGGACAAACAGAUCCAGGAGCUGGUGGAGGCCAUCGUCCUGCCAAUGAACCACAAGGAGAAGUUUGAGAACUUGGGGAUCCAGCCUCCAAAGGGGGUGCUGAUGUACGGGCCCCCUGGCACCGGGAAGACGCUGCUGGCCAGGGCGUGCGCUGCACAGACUAAGGCCACCUUCCUCAAGCUCGCUGGCCCCCAGCUGGUGCAGAUGUUCAUCGGGGACGGCGCCAAGCUGGUGCGGGAUGCCUUUGCGCUGGCCAAGGAGAAGGCGCCGUCCAUCAUCUUCAUCGACGAGCUGGACGCCAUCGGCACCAAGCGCUUUGACAGUGAGAAGGCCGGGGACCGGGAGGUGCAGAGGACGAUGCUGGAGCUCCUGAACCAGUUAGAUGGCUUCCAGCCCAACACUCAAGUCAAGGUUAUUGCAGCCACCAACCGGGUGGACAUCCUGGACCCCGCCCUGCUGCGCUCGGGGCGCCUGGACCGCAAGAUUGAGUUCCCGAUGCCCAAUGAGGAGGCCCGGGCCAGGAUCAUGCAGAUCCACUCUCGCAAGAUGAACGUCAGUCCCGAUGUGAACUAUGAGGAGCUGGCCCGCUGCACGGACGACUUCAAUGGGGCCCAGUGCAAGGCCGUCUGUGUGGAGGCGGGUAUGAUCGCGCUGCGCAGGGGCGCCACGGAGCUCACCCACGAGGACUACAUGGAGGGCAUCUUGGAGGUGCAGGCCAAGAAGAAAGCCAACCUGCAGUACUACGCCUAGACCAAGUAAUAAAGAUGGCUUCCGGUCCCCA